Molecule: messenger RNA, 878 nt
Organism: Alternaria alternata
Lineage: Eukaryota; Fungi; Ascomycota; Dothideomycetes; Pleosporales; Pleosporaceae
Exons: 2
Coding region: 125-607 (160 amino acids)
Source: RefSeq, a predicted model, not a curated record
GUCGGCUGCCCGAUCUGGGUGUUGGCUUGCACAUGCAAAUACCCACAACCUGAGCGAACCCUACGGACAGUUUACAUUGCUAUCUUUACCUUGAAUACAAUCAACACAAAAUAACAUUCCCAAAAUGACAGACCAAAACAAAGGAUCACAAAAAACCUACAAGGAGGCUGCAGGGGAGUACUACAACCAGAAGUACGAGACAUGGAUGCCAUGGAUCGAGGAUCAGUACCUGAAGUGGUUCACCAAGGAUAACAAGGCUUCUUACGCUACCAAACAGAACCUCGACAAGACCAAAGUCACAGGCGUAUCCCAGGUCGACAACCUCCAAGACGGUGUGAACGGCCUCGUCGGCGGCCAAGUUGGCAAAGGAGGAAUCGCACAACCCCUCGGUGACGCCGUCUCCAAAGAGGGUAUCAAUCGUGCUGAACGCGGCGGCAAGGAUGAACAAGGCAAGCCCAUCGAGGGACAAGGCCCACUGGGUGGCUAUGGCCAGAGUGCUGCGGAUGGAGUGAAGGGCGGUGCGAGCAGUGUUGCAGGAGGCGCGAAGAGCGCUGGGGGUUACAUUGGAGGCAUGUUUGGUGGUGGUAAGGGAGAGCAGAAGAAGUAGAGAGGUAGAGGCAGGUGAUAUGAUACCACGAUCCAUAGGAUUUUUACUCUAGGCAGACCAAACUGAACAGUUUUGUGCUGGAUUUCGUAGUUUUAUGCUUGGAAUUUAUCUUCCGUAGUAAUACAUAUAUACUCUCUGGUCGUUGUUGCAUCGUUCGUUGGCUUACAGGAAAACCUCCCUCAUAUCAUCAAGACGUUGACAUGGAGGAUCUCUACACUACGACGUCGCGUGUGCAUCCACGUCUACCACGGUGCCUUCCCCCUCUUCCACC